AAUCAACAUCGGCUACGCAGUAUUAUUUUACUGUUUUAAUUAAAUUUAGAUGAGAACAUAAAAGAGCAAUAGUUGUUGGUCUAUCAAACGCUUAAUAAAUCAUUUAAUCUAUUAAUUAAAAAAGAGUAAAAUCGUUUCAUACACUCUAUAAUAUUAAGUAAAUAAGAUCCUUGGAUAGUGAUGUGAAAAAACGUGAAGAAUUUCUAAACACCACCGCGGAGGCGGGGGGCUAACACAAGAUGAGAUCAAAUCGAUGAUGUCGAUGCAUGGAAGUAGACAGCGAAGAAGACGAAAUAAAGCAAAAAAAGGAAUGUGAACAAACCACAACCAACAAAUAAUAAAAUAGUACGUGCAAAGUUUUCUUUUUUUUUUUUGUUUUUUAACACUUCACUUCCACUCUAUUAUUUUUGUUCUUGGUGUUGUUGUGUUGUAUUUGCAGUGGUGCCAUGGGAGGAGUAUAAGUUAAGUGAAUAAAAAUUUUAUUAACGCACAGUGUGUGAAUAAUCGCAGUCAUAAUAAGUUUUUGCAUUAUUAAAAAAGUCAAGUUAAGAAAUACGAUGGAGAAGAAAAGGAUGAAGAAUAGAAAAUAAACAAAACAUAAAUAAGAAACGAGAGAAAGAUUAAAAUUGUUAAGACGAAGUAAAAAAACGAGAAAAUUAAUUUCCUGCAGCACCUGUAAAAAGUGUGUAGAAAAACAUAAUUUAUUUUGUAGCUUUCAAAUGCAAUUCAUGUAGUUCAUUCGGUGGAAAAGAAAGUGGAAAAUUAUUAAAGAAAAAAUAUGUUUUGCGCCGUUACUUAAGAGUGCAUAAAAAAAGUGAAUGAAUGCUGUCUUCAAUUGGUUGCUUUUACCGACAACUUCCUAAGUGAAAACGGAUGUUGAACUCUUCGCAAGGCCCCAGGGAAUUUUACAUAAAAAGCCGAUAUAGUUCAACAUUCAACCAAACGCCACCCUCGAUAACCUAACUCGAGACAAAAAAGAAGUUAAAAUUAAUGUUUGGAUUGAUUUAAUAUUACGCCAGUACUGCUAAUCUACAACAUUACUAUAACAAUGCCAUUGCCCAAACGUUCAAUAGAGCCGGUGCAUGUGGCCCGAUCUGUCUAUCAACAGGAUGAGUUGCAAUCUGUGGAAUUGGAAACUGUUACGAAUACUACUCUGACGAAUAUAAUACGACAAUUAUCCUCAUUAUCGAAGCAUGCCGAGGAUGUGUUUGGUGAAUUGGCUCGAGAAGUGGGUAAUAUUGGCGACCGGGCGAAUUCCUUACAGGCUCGUAUCGAUCGUUUGGCUAUUAAGGUUACGCAAUUGGAUAGUACGGUCGAGGAGGUGCCUCUUACUGAUAUUACGCGAAAGAAAGCUUUCAAAUCUGCCAAAAAUUUCGAUCAACAAAUUUUCUCAAGAGCUACCAUGCCGGCUCCCAUGCUGGAAACUUAUGCUCAAUGUGACAAGCCACCACCGCUUGAUAAAUUGAACGUAUACCGAGACGAUGGCAAAGAUGGCCUUAAGUUCUAUACGGAUCCCAAUUAUUUCUUUGAAUUGUGGCGCCAAGAAAUGCUGAAGGACACGGAACGUGUCAUGCACGAUAAAGGCAAGAAAAUGCAUAGGCCACGGCAAGACGGUAGCAGUGGCGGUGCCAGCGGUCGCGGUCAUAAGAAACGGGUACGCACACCCCAUAACACCCGCGAGAAACAGCGACAAAUCGCCAUCGGUCAUGGCGAAACUCUAAUGCCAAACAAUGUCAUUUAUCGUACGCCAAAUGCAGUUAUAAACGAAGAGGUUAGCGGCGGCUAUGGCACCCAACUAGUUGAAAUACACACAACAACUAUGACUAUCACCGGUGAUAGUGAGAGUGCGAUAAUACAGCAACAACAUCAACUAACAGGUCGUGGUGAAGAUGAUGAUGAUGAUAAUGAUGAUGGUGAUGAUGAUGGUACAUUAAGCUAUAAUAGGCGUUAUGUGUUCAAAACAAACAACUUUGAUGAAUUAACAUGCAGUAACGCUAAGCCCUAUAACAUGCUUUCACAUUUGGAAAAUAACAGUAAUCUGACGAAACAAACCGCUGUUGCCAUUGCAGGUAUGGGUAUAUACGAUUCGCGACCACCGCGGCCCAAUUCUAUUGAAUUGCGACGCAAUUAUCAAUCGGAACAAAUUGAUGGUGUUUACGGUCCGUUGUCGCCACAGGGAGCGAUUAGUGCAAUGCAAAAUGCAUCUGGUGGUGCUGGAAGUCAAUACGCAGCCGCCUAUGCUGCUGCUAAUGGUAUGCAUCCUGCUCAACAUAUGCCGCAUCAGUCACAAGGUUUAUACGGUCAGGCGGGACAAAAUCCUCUAUCACCGGAACCGAUUUAUGCACCAGGCACGUCAUCGCGUAAUAAACCGCGACCCUCGCAACCUCCUCCAGCACCUCCAUCGAAUGGCAGUGGCGGUGGUACACCUACGGCUUCAAAUGCUAAUACACCCACUCGUGGGCGCAGUAUGUCAACGAGUCGUGAUGCUUUGCCACCUCCACCGCCUAUACCGGACGGUAUGGUGAAUACCACAUCACCCUCACAAAUGUUGGCGGCCAUGAAUGGUAGCGGUAGUGGUCAUAUAGCCGCUAAAUUGCUGGGUCGUACCAGUAGUACUUCGAGGGCAGGCUCUCCCCAAUUGGCCCCCAGCAGUAGUGUACAAGAUGCUAAUGCUUUAGUUAUGCAGCAAUUAAAUAACACGAUUAACAGUUUUAAUAAUAUGAAUUUGACCGGCGGUAUUGUACAACAAAUGAAUUCAUUAAGUGAUUUGCCACCGCCACCACCGGCUCCAGAUCAGCAUUCACCAAAGUUAUCACCACCAAACUCAGCGCCACCUCCUCCACCACCUCCGCCACCUUUAGAUGAGAAUGGCAGCGGCAAUGGCAAUUCCCCUAUCACGCAGCAACCGCCUCCUCAUCAAAUUAUGCCAAAGUCCCUACCAAACGGUGAUAUACAAAGCAAUGGAAUGAUGUCUGGUAUGGGACAACAUUUAGUGGGGCCUAAGAAAUUAUUGCCACCUUUCCAUGAUACACGUACAGACCUGAUGAAGGCCAUAAGAGAUGGAAUUACGUUACGCAAAGUAGAGAAAUCCGAACAAAAAGAAAUUGAACGCAACACUGGUUUGCAUGAUGUUGCUUCCAUAUUGGCAAGACGUGUAGCAAUUGAACUUUCCGAAUCGGAGGAAUCGGAAAGUGAUGACGAUAGCGAGGGUUGGAUGGAACCAAAUGAAACUUCCGCUUGAUCUCUCAUGUCUUUCAUACCUGAAAAAAUCAAAAAGAAAAAAUAAAUUAAUUUAAAAGAAAGACAAAACAAAAGAAAAAAAAGGGCAAGAAACGAAUUUUCAAAUUCUAAAUACUUUUAAUGAAAAGUAAGCUGUUCACUAGACCCGAUAAAUCGACCAAGCUCUAUGAAUGUUUGCAUGUUUGGCUUUCAUUAUUAAAAUGGCAUUAAAAUGGAUAAAAAGUAAACACAAAAAUAUUUAUACAAAUUUAUAUAUAUAUAUACAUAGUCAAGUGUUAAAACAACAAAAUAGAUAAAUUCAAUAAGUCGCUCAAUGAUUAACAAAAAUUUAAUGAAGACAAAACAAAAACAAAAAAAAAAAAACAAUAAUACAGAUAAUUUAUUUUUAAAUUGUACAUAUUACAAGAAAAGGGGGAGUAUAUAUCUAUAUAUGCAUAUAUCUAUAUAGAAUCACUUUAUAAGUUAAAUGUAAAGUUUAAGAAAAAAAAAAAAAAAAAAAAAAAAAAAAAAAAAAAACGGUUACAUUAGCUUGUAUGCACAUGUAACAUUCGUAUUGUCACUAUGUAUUCACAACGGUACUCCUUCAACCCUAUCGUUGCAUAAAUAUAAUGAUGAGACAGCUUUUUUCCACCACCAUAACAUUAAUAUUCUCAUAUAUAGAUAUACAAUAAAAAAAAAACAAAACGAAUUCAAUCGCACAUGAAUUAUUCGUUUAUAUUGUUGUGUAGUAAUUAAAUUAAAUUGGAAAAAAAGCAAAAAAAAAAAAAAAAAAAACAAAGAAAUCAAACUCUUAACUAGUUUAUAAAUUUUUUUCAUACAAUGUAUAAGAAUUUGAUCGCUGACCUUUUUGAAACAGUUUUAAAUUAAAGCACGUUUAGGCAAUUAAGAUAUAUUGUGUUAAGGUGGCUGCUAUAAUACCUUUCAUCGAAAUGACUUGAUUUAUUCGCAUUGAAAAUGCAUAGACAUGUUUUCAAUACAAAAUACUCUUUCAGUUAUGUAGCUAACAUAUGUAGCUAAUAUACUUGAAUUUUGGUUUGAAAUUAAACGAGACUUGAAAGCAAUGCAAUAUGCAAAACAUAUAUAGAACGCAAAAUUCACCUCCAGCAAUGAUGCAACAUUCCUCUAAGCCUUAUCAAAAUGAAAAGUUUUGAAAUCUUAAGAAAUAGAAUUGAACGACACUUCCUCGCUUCAUAUAUGUCGUGGAACUUUCUUUUUUAUAUAUAUAUAUAUAUAUAUCAUAUAUAUAAAGUAUAUAUAUAUAAAGUUGUUUUUUUUUUUUUUAGUUAGCAAAUUUUUGUAAAUAAUGCUGUUUAUUAAUAAAAUUCAAGUGUAUUUAAAGUAUCAAGUAUCACAAAACUUAAUAAUCGGAAUAUGCGCCAUCAUUAUCCAAUGUUGUUUGUCAUUUAUCGUUUAGCUUAUUAAUGCUCAUGCAUCAGAAACUUCCCAGUUUGGAGGCGAAAUAUUCAUACAUUCAUUCAUUUGCGCACGUCUUCACCUUCUGUAAACCGUUCUUCUGCUAAAUAUGACUUCAUCGACGUGAACAUUUGGUAAUCGGAAGGAAUCAGGUCUUGAGAAUACGGUAAAAUUGCCCAGCUUAACUUGCGAAACUCUUUCUGGGACGUAUGCGUGUUUUUAUCGUUUUCAAGAUUCACACUUUUGGCCCAAAAUUUCACAAAGUACUUCUUAACCGUUUUGUUACCUACCGCAUUUUCCAUCUAAGGUCAACUUUUUAUGCACACAUACACAACAUCUGAUUGAAGGAGAAAAUUGGCAAAAACUUAU
Molecule: messenger RNA, 5022 nt
Organism: Glossina fuscipes
Lineage: Eukaryota; Metazoa; Arthropoda; Insecta; Diptera; Glossinidae
Gene: SCAR
Product: wiskott-Aldrich syndrome protein family member 2
Exons: 8
Coding region: 1049-3241 (730 amino acids)
Biological process (GO): positive regulation of Arp2/3 complex-mediated actin nucleation; actin cytoskeleton organization
Cellular component (GO): SCAR complex; cytoskeleton
Molecular function (GO): Arp2/3 complex binding; protein kinase A regulatory subunit binding; actin binding
Source: RefSeq, a predicted model, not a curated record